UGACACGGAUCUCUGAUCUCCGCUGGAGGAGCUGAGCGACAGAGCGGAGGGGCCCCGGGUUGUCUUCCAAUGCUGGGGAGCCGGGAAACAGGAACCGCGGGCUGCGGGGAGGCGGCUUCCGGGCCGCAGGGGCCGCUAAGCCGGGCACACCGCGGGAAGGAGACGCCUCUCGGCCGUCAAUGGUGUCGUCUCACCGGCCUGGUCAACUGGAAGCAGAGACCGUGCAGGACUUCAGCCCUGUUUGCUGCAGCCAACACGGUGAUCUGGUUCAUGGCCUUCAGCUCUUUCCGAGCCUACAGCCUCCUGGCCAGCCUGCUGGCUUUGCUGGUCGUCACGGUGACCGCCAGAGAUAUCGCUCGGUCCAGAUCCACAGGAGCUCACUUAUGGCGCAGCAUGACUGCAAGCUGGGAGAUCAUUGACUCAGGCCAGGACAGCCGCUCUGGGACUGGACCUCAGCUCAGCGACUCCCUCAACCUCUUCCUCCAGGAGACGUCGGCUUUCAAACAGCAAAACCCUGGCAAGUUCUGCCUGCUGGUUUGCAGUUUCUGCACCUUUUUUGCUGUCUUAGGACGCUACAUUCCAGGGAUUGUUAUCUCAUAUAUUCUAGUGCUGGGCAUUUUCCUGUGGCCUCUGAUCUCAUUUCACGAGGUCGGUUUGUGGCUAAAGCCAGUUCUGCAGAGGCUGGACUUUGGCAUCGGGGAGUUCCUUCGGAAAAUCCAAGAGAAACAUGAGAAGAGAAUGAUGCAGGCUCAGACUGAGAAAGAAGGCAUCGAGUCAGACCUCUCUUCCAUGUUUCCCAAGCUUGACUCCACAGUGUGUAAGGAAAUGUCUGUAUCAGACACAGAGGUGUCUGACGUGACGUGGACGGACAACGGUACUUUCAACCUGUCAGAAGGACACACACCACAAACUGAGAACUCAGAGGACUUUGACAGAGAAGAAGCGUUCCUUGGAGGCCUUCCAGAAUUCCCCUCACUUGACAACGGCACAACGACCAAUGGCGACGAUGACGAUGACUUCAGCCUCGGCCUUCCCUCGCCUUCACCUCAGCUGCCAAUCAAAUCCAAGCAUACACCCUCUCCUCACGAAGACCAAACCACCGACAAAGCCCUUGAAUUAGUCAACCAGAUGGCGGGCGACUUCAUCGCCGCUGCUGUCACAGCUGCCAUGCAGGAGAGAAUAGAAGCAGCGGUCGGCUUCACAGCGCUGAGCUCCAACACUACGCGGUCAAGACUCCCAGAUACCACCAGGCUGCUGGAGCUGGCUGAGGAGUCGGACAGCGAGGCGGAGGACUUUGAGCUGCUGGACCAGUCGGAGCUGGAGCAACUAGAGGGGGACCUGGGGCUGGGAGAGGAGAAGGCCCAGGCCAAAGAGGAGGAGGAGGAGAGUGACAAGCCGGCAUCUUCUGGAUUCUUUGCCAAACUCCUGAGACGCCACUGAUUGAUGAAAGGUACGAUCCGCGGGGUAGGACGACUUACCGAGGACGUGUGGACGGGAGAUGGGGGUGUUCUGGUCACAAAGGACUGUUGGGGAUAGUGAGAAAGCAAUGUUUCCAUUUAUCUUUAUCCCGUAGAGCUAUCAUCGACAUUUUAAAACUGGUCAGUUUGUCAAAGGUGAAAGUCAUGUUACUUUAAUCAGAAUCAUCCCAGAUUAAUGCCGUGAUCAGACUACACGAUAUCGGCCCCAUAAUGGCCCUGACCCAACAGACGUGGCUACGAAAUGGGGUGUUGGGUGUCUUGUUUUAUCCUGCGUAGUGUGUGAUAGUGAAAGAACUGGGACGCCUCACAACAUCCUGACCUAAAGAGGACUGUGUCAUUCCUUCUUUUACCGAGUUUAACAACACCUACAACAUGUGCCAUCAAGUUGAUGUGAGCAGAAUGAAACACAAGUGAACAGUGUUCACUAAAAAAACAUAUAGGGGGCCUGUGCAAUCUGCAUGUGUCUCUGCUUAUUUAUUUAUUUUUUAACAUUUAUUUGGUUACUUGUCCGCCCCUACAGUUUUUGCCCUUAUUGCCCAGAAGCCAGCUCAGAGCAAAUUUGAUUAGCCUACUGGUCCAUAAUGGUCCAUGACCGUUAUGAAAUACAAACAUAUUGUGUAUUCUGAUCCCGGCAUAAACAUGUUGAUGGUUUAGGGCUUGUUUAGUUGUAAUUGUAAAAACUACUGCUGCCAAAAUGUCAGCUCACAACACCCCUAACACUCACUUUGACGCUGAAUUGAUUAAUCCAACUACAUUACCCAGAAUUCCACAGGCAUAAAAUCAAAUGACAAUCAAUAGGCAAUCAAAACACCUUUAAUACUCAAAAUACUACUACUGGUUGGAUAGUUGACUAUGAGGAUUCAUAAAAUAGGAAACCUUUUAAUUUUUUUUAUUUCCUUUUUUAAUUUUAUAUGUACUUUUUCAUGAAUCAUUUAUGUAGUCAUUGGGCUUUUAUUUUAUAACAACAUGCAGCAGGUCUCCAAAUACUAUGCAUGGAAAUCUCAACUUGAGACAUAUUUAAACAUCUAACCAUUUUACUUUCAGUGCUUGCAGACCAAGAAUUUCAAGUGGCUCAUUGUGGCGGUGAGUGGGCAUAGAGAAAAAAACAAAAACCAAAUCCAAAACACUUACCAGACUCAUAUUUUGCUAACAGGUUCGUCUUCAGCUGAGAGGCUCAAUCAACAUUCAGUGAAUGUUUUUUUUUUUUUUUUUUUUUGGAGAAAUAUCUCCCAACAAAGUCAGAUGCUGGCCUUGGGAGUUACAUUCCUACAAAGCCACUGCACAAUACUCAUAGUGGAAAAUGGAGUUCAAGCCUCAGGAGCAUCUCAUUUUAAAGUUGUGUCUAUUUUUCUGGCUUCAUCAUUUAGUCAGCUGAUAAAUUUCCCAUUUAAAUCUACAUUAAGCAAAUGUUGACCGAUUGGGGGCAAAAAGUUUGAAGAAAAGUGCAUCAGAAAUAGACAAAACCUACAGCAACAGAAGGGACACUACCUGUAUUCGGUUAGACUAUAUAUAAUUGGGACCAGGCUCGACUUAAGUCCCUGGUCAAGUCUCGGCUACUAGGAACCAAGUAAACCCACGAAGACCUCUGCUCCUCAGCUGCAACACAUUCUCAUCCAUACACGUCACAUACUGACAUUUUGUCAUUGGCGUCAUUUGUCAACGCACUGGGUAGCCUCGUGCUUCAAACUGUGAUGCUUUACUACGGUCGGUGUAAACUUGUGUUUAAUGUCAAGACCUUAAACAAAACUACUUGGUUCGGUUUAGGCAAAAAAA
Molecule: messenger RNA, 3251 nt
Organism: Sander lucioperca (pikeperch)
Lineage: Eukaryota; Metazoa; Chordata; Actinopteri; Perciformes; Percidae
Gene: retreg1
Product: reticulophagy regulator 1
Exons: 9
Coding region: 70-1440 (456 amino acids)
Biological process (GO): reticulophagy; negative regulation of neuron apoptotic process
Cellular component (GO): endoplasmic reticulum membrane
Source: RefSeq, a predicted model, not a curated record